UAAGUUUAUAGAGGGUAAUAUUAAAAUGAAUGUCAUAAAGAGAAAUAAAAAGGGAUUAAGAGAGAGAGAGAGAGAGAGAGAGAGAAAGGGACCUCUAAAAGAUUUAGCGCUGUGAAAGGCCAAUGCCAAAGCUGCCUCUGAUUUGCAGAGAGAAUCCAAAGGACAAGUAAUAGAGAAACAAAGAAACAAAGUAUUAGAAACUAAAGAACGCGAAGAACAGAAGCAGAGUGAUAUAGAAAGAGAGAUAUUGAAAAUUCCAAUCAAGUCCUUUCUCCUCCUCAUCUUCCUCCUCCUCUUCUUCUUCUUCUUCUUAUCCAAUCCGUUCUUGAAUUUGUCUGGAUUUUUGUUUCUUGGUACAGUAAAUGCAAAAAGGACUUGGACUCCUUUUGAUAUUGGGUUGAUUGAUUUAUAUUGCUUCAACUGGCCAAAUUACAGAGACAUGUUGGAGGGUAGGUCCUGUCUGGUUCCGAGGUUGUUUGGUAGCUCCUGCCAGCCAGAAUCUCAGUGGUCUUUCAUGCCUUUCCGGACCAGCGACAAGCACCCUCUCGACGGCUCUGAGGAUUAUCGACCUAUUAAGUACCGUAGACUAUCAGAUUCCCGUGAAACUACAGGUGAACAAUCUGAUGAUGAUAGAGCAGGGCAGUCUUCUGAUUCUGAUCCCCUUAUUGACGCCAUUGGCCGUGACAUGUCUAUCAACUGUCUCAUUCGCUGCUCUAGGUCUGAUUAUGGUUCUAUAGCUUCUCUCAACAAGAGUUUCAGGUCUUUAAUUAGGAGUGGUGAGUUAUAUAAACUCAGGCGGCAGAAGGGUGUUACUGAACAUUGGGUGUAUUUCUCUUGUCACUUGCUUGAAUGGGAGGCCUUUGAUCCCGUUCUCCGCAGGUGGAUGCAUUUGCCCAGGAUGCCUUCCAAUGAUUGUUUCAUGUGUUCGGAUAAGGAGUCAUUGGCUGUGGGCACUGAACUUCUUGUAUUUGGUAAGGAGGUGAUGUCCCAUGUUAUAUAUAGGUAUAGCAUUUUGACUAAUUCGUGGUCUACUGGGAUGGCUAUGAAUGCUCCCAGAUGCUUGUUUGGCUCUGCCAGUCGUGGGGAGAUAGCAAUUUUGGCUGGUGGUUGUGAUUCUCAGGGAAACAUCCUUAGCUCUGCAGAAAUGUAUAAUUCUGAGACUCAGAAAUUUGAGACUCUCCCGAGCAUGAAUAAGCCAAGGAAGAUGUGUUCAGCAGUGUUCAUGGAUGGAAAAUUUUAUGUUAUUGGGGGAAUUGGGGGAAGUGAUACAAAGCUUCUCACAUGUGGGGAAGAGUAUGAUUUAGAAACAAGGAAGUGGACUGAAAUUCCUAACAUGUCUCCUGGGCGGAGCGGGGCUGCCAGAGAAAUUGAGAUGCCUGCAGCUGCUGAGGCUCCCCCUCUGGUAGCUGUAGUAAAUGAUGAACUAUAUGCUGCUGUUGACAUGGAGGUGAAAAAAUAUGACAAGGAGAGAAAAGUAUGGCUUGUGGUGGGAACAUUGCCUGAGCGUGCAGUCUCCAUGAAUGGUUGGGGUCUCGCAUUCAGGGCAUGUGGAGAUCGGCUUAUUGUUAUUGGUGGACCUAGAACUCAUGGUGAAGGUUUUAUAGAGCUUAAUUCGUGGGUUCCGAGCGAAGGCCCUCCACAAUGGAUCAUGCUUGCGCAAAAGCACUCAGUUAACUUUGUCUAUAAUUGUGCUGUGAUGGGAUGCUGAGGAGUUGAUUAUGGAGGCACCAUCUGAGCUUUAAUGGUGCCUCUUGCUAAUCGGAUGUACAAGAUUAUUGGAUUGUCAUACAACACAGGUGUCUUGCUAAUGGUAAUUUCCCCCUUAUUUUCUUUUCUUUUCUUUUAAUAUCUUUUCCCUUUUGUUUGGGGGAUGGGGAAGAAGUUCAGAUUUUACUCAAGAUUCAAUAGAAUGUUUUCUUGGAAGGAAGUCUUGAGAAUUUUUUUUUCCUUCACAACUUUAUUUACAUUUUCUUUCAUUGGAUUUAUGUCUCCCCCAUUUUUAGUGACAUGAGAAAAUUGAAAGGUUGAUGUCAUGUAGCAAAGAAAUAGGUUUAAUAAUGUGAAGUACCAAUACAUUUGGUAGAUUGUCAUUAGAGUUCGCUGAA
Ricinus communis (castor bean) is the source of this 2105-nucleotide messenger RNA. Its product is annotated as F-box/kelch-repeat protein SKIP11. The transcript is spliced from 2 exons. Bases 440 to 1708 code for a protein of 422 amino acids. Gene Ontology annotation, cellular component: nucleus. Gene Ontology annotation, molecular function: protein binding. Lineage: Eukaryota; Viridiplantae; Streptophyta; Magnoliopsida; Malpighiales; Euphorbiaceae. The record is from RefSeq and is a predicted model, not a curated record.